CCUCCCUUUAAGCACUCUUCUACCUCCAUUCCCCGGUGCUUGCGCGGACAGAGAAAAGCAGACCUCUCGUCUACGCGGAAGAGGUGAAAUUUCUGCUGAUUCAGUGAUGUCUGGAAAUGGCAUGAGCUUUGCGUUUGCCCCCCCUGCAUUUCUCCUCUCCAUCCAACCACCCACCCAACUUUAAUGCAUCCCCCCCACCCUUCCUCCGAGCUGCAGCAGUAGAGUCUCUCCUGCGGUAUAAACCUUAUUCACGCGCCGAGGUGCCGCCGCACGAGCAUCGCACCGCACAAGGCAGGCUGCGGCUUCCCGGCUUCGGUUUUUAUUCCAUUCUAGCACUUUAUUUGUACCACUUGCUAGGUCUGAGUCGUAAUCUCACCUGUAUUAUUUCGUGUGUGCAUUUUAAAGCACCCGUUUAUACACAACUCUUCAGCGUUUGCGACUUAAGAUGGUCAGGUGUCAUAUGGCCAAGGAUGAAACAUCUGCAGUUUCCUAAGGACUGUCAGCAUACGACAAAACAUGUGAAGUGUUAAUGAAUGAACCCAAGAAGGAAGAAGAUCUUUACUGUUAGAUGACAAGAGGGAUUUCAACCUUUUCCAAUAUCGACAAGAGAGGCAGCAGUAGCGGAUGCAGUGGAAAGGAGCGAUGGUGGAGUCAGCGGGAGCUGCAGUGGGUCCACACUGAGGAAAACCAGUCUAGAUCAUAGCUGCACAACCGAGCCAGCUGUGUGGGCACAAAAUCAAAGCAGGACAGGGAAAGUGAGCUGAAGAGAAUUUCAGGACAAGAACCUCAUGUCUGUUCCAUUACACUAACCACAGUCCCACAUCUCCUGCAGUGCUUCGACUUGGACUUGCAGGAUGACCGUAGUGGCCGGCGAUAACAUGGAUGAAACAUCAGCUGUCCCGGGGCAUCCGCAGGACACGUAUUCCCCUGACCAUGAUGACCAUGAAUGCUGUGAAAGGGUGGUUAUCAACAUCGCUGGGCUGCGCUUUGAAACACAACUCAAAACACUUGCUCAGUUUCCAGAGACACUGCUUGGGAACCCAAAGAAGAGAAUGCGUUAUUUUGAUCCUUUGAGAAAUGAGUAUUUCUUUGACCGUAACCGUCCUAGUUUUGACGCAAUCCUCUACUACUAUCAGUCUGGGGGGCGGUUGAGGAGGCCAGUAAAUGUCCCAUUGGAUAUGUUCUCGGAAGAAAUUAAGUUCUAUGAACUUGGAGCUGAGGCAAUGGAGAAGUUCCGUGAGGAUGAAGGAUUCAUCCGAGAAGAAGAAAGACCCUUGCCUGAACGAGAGUUCCAACGGCAGAUCUGGCUUCUGUUUGAGCACCCUGAGAGCUCAGGGCCAGCCAGAGGAAUUGCCAUAGUGUCUGUUAUGGUCAUUUUAAUUUCCAUUGUCAUUUUCUGUUUAGAGACUUUGCCAGAACUGAAGGAGGACCCUGCAGGACGUAUAAAGAUAAUAGGGAACAUCACUUAUUACUACAAACCAAGCAUCCUUAAAGACCCCUUCUUCAUUGUAGAGACCCUCUGCAUAAUCUGGUUCUCAUUUGAACUUAUAGUAAGAUUCUUUGCCUGUCCCAGCAAGGCAGCCUUCUUUAAGAACAUGAUGAACACCAUAGAUGUAGUAGCUAUCAUCCCUUACUUCAUUACAUUGGGCACAGAGUUAGCAGAAGAAACGGGUAAGGAGGGUAAGGAGGGCAAGGGGGAACAGGCAACAUCACUGGCCAUUCUCAGGGUGAUUCGUCUGGUCAGGGUGUUUAGGAUCUUCAAGCUGUCCAGACAUUCCAAAGGCCUGCAGAUUUUAGGGCAGACCCUAAAAGCGAGUAUGCGUGAGCUUGGAUUGCUUAUCUUCUUCCUCUUCAUUGGUGUCAUCUUGUUUUCGAGUGCCGUGUACUUUGCAGAAGCUGAAGAGGCAGAAUCACACUUCGGCAGUAUCCCUGAUGCGUUCUGGUGGGCUGUUGUAUCAAUGACCACAGUUGGCUAUGGUGACAUGGUCCCUGUCACUAUAGGGGGCAAAAUCGUAGGCUCUCUGUGUGCAAUCGCUGGUGUGCUGACCAUUGCCCUACCAGUGCCUGUCAUCGUAUCCAACUUCAACUACUUCUACCACAGGGAAACUGAGGGUGAGGAGCAAGCACAACUUCUGAACGUGAGUAACCCCAAUAUCGCUUCUGACUCCGAUUCCAGCCGCCGCAGUUCCUCAGUUGUCAGCAAGUCUGAGUAUAUGGAAAUCGAUGGAGACAUGAACAACAGCAUGGACAACUUCAGAGAGGCCAACCUUAGAACUGGAAACUACACAAUACCUAACCAAAAUUGUGUUAACAAAAGUAAGCUGCUAACUGAUGUUUAGAGUCCAAAUAUGUACCACAGGACGGUCGCCAUUCAGUAGUCAAAUACUUUAUUAAACUCCCUAGUGCACUCCUGUAUUACACCUAUUAUUCUCUUCUGCAGAUGAAAGGAGAACAGUCGAAAACAUACAAUAUGCUUUUAGAAUAUGAGAUAAAGUUAGCUAGUUAGUUUAAUGAAUUUCUGACAGGGCAAUGCACAUAGGCUAUGCAUAGGAAAAACAUCCUUCUAUAGAAUGAAUGUAUAGGAAUACUUCACCAAAAGGCCAUGGAGAGGACUCUGGAUCACUGUUCUGAGAUGGCAGUGAAGUGAUGUUAAAACAUUAUGCAUGGAUUACAGAUUACAUAUCAGCAAGUUGCACAGUGCAUCCAAAACACAAAGAGCAUAAAAUUACUCAGUUUCACAAGGACAAGCCAAGCCAUCUGCAGUGUUUGGCCUAUAUUUGGUCCUCCCUACAGUACUCCAGACCUACUGACCAGCAAAGCACCUUAUACGAACAAAACUGAUCUCCUGGUGGGAUGCUGUGGGAGAAAAAAGACAUUUCCUCAUGGACAUCCGCAAUGCUGCUAUUCUCCAGCAGAAGCUGUAAUAGAUAUCACCAAGUGAUUUGAUGCCAUGCCCUUUAGAUGCAAGACAGCACAAUGACGGGAAAAAUAGCUUAUUAAUAAGCAUGUUUAGACUCAUUUUGAUAUCAGCAUGUGUGAGAUGUUACCUCAUUCUAUAUGAUAUCUUUUUUUCCUUGCCAUUUAUUCCCUAUAGUUCGUUUCCAUGAAAAGUGCACUGGUUUGAUAUGAUUUGAAAUGCUGCUCAUUUAAGCAUAUCUUAAGGACUGAAUGUUUAAACUUAAGGGAAACAGGAUCUUGAUGGGAUCAUAGCAUGUUAAAAUAACUUGCAUUAUGGCCUAUUCAGACUAAGGUACUGUGUAUCCUAGUGUAUUUAAUGCAUGACAGCAGUAUUAUACAGCUUGUUGCUAUUUAGACACUCCUCGAGAGUGUUUUUGUUACUAUCAGGAAAAUUACGGACUUUGAGUCCUGACAGUUUCUGAAAUGUGACAAAAAAAAAAAAAAACAACAACUUAGGCAAGCCCCAGCACAGGGAUGCAAACUUUCUAAUCUAAAAAGUAGUCAAAGAAGCAAAGAAAACAAAACAAAUAAUAACACAAAAUUGCAUAUACUCAUACUAAGUACCUGUUAAAAUCAAUAUAACUUAAAUAAUGCUGUGCAUGGGCCUUUGAUCAAAAGAAAAAAAACAACAACACAGCGAGCAAAAUAUAAUUCAUGCUUCCAUUUUUUGCAGUCAAAUUUUUAAAUGUCAAGGAUUUCAUUUAGUAGGAUGCAACAGAAAAAAAACAGCAGAAUUAUUUUUUUUUAUUUUUUUAGUUUAUAGUGCCUUUUGACCCUCUCAACAACAGGAUAGGUGAAAGUGCCUCAGUACGACAGAUUUCAUGGAAUUAGGGCAGCCCCAUGCCACAUGUUGAGGAUGAGCACUAGUGUGGGUAUGUGUAAAAAGAAAAAACAAAAAAAAAUAAAGGUA
This is a messenger RNA of Tachysurus fulvidraco (yellow catfish), 3868 nucleotides long. RefSeq names its product potassium voltage-gated channel, shaker-related subfamily, member 1a (gene kcna1a). The transcript has 2 exons. Gene Ontology annotation, biological process: potassium ion transmembrane transport; protein homooligomerization. NCBI's taxonomy places the organism in Eukaryota, Metazoa, Chordata, Actinopteri, Siluriformes, Bagridae. The record is from RefSeq and is a predicted model, not a curated record. Gene Ontology annotation, cellular component: voltage-gated potassium channel complex; dendrite; synapse. Bases 855 to 2339 code for a protein of 494 amino acids. Gene Ontology annotation, molecular function: protein binding; delayed rectifier potassium channel activity.